Molecule: messenger RNA, 1586 nt
Organism: Durio zibethinus
Lineage: Eukaryota; Viridiplantae; Streptophyta; Magnoliopsida; Malvales; Malvaceae
Source: RefSeq, a predicted model, not a curated record
UUAUUAUUAUUAUUUUUUUUUUGCAGAGGGGUCAUAGCAAUAGCAUACUGUUGGUUGAAAGAUUUGGUUUUCCAGAAACCAUGUCCCAAGAGAAGAUCAAGAUACCCCACCAACAUGUUCACUGCCAGAGGUGUAAAUUAUCCGGCCUGAGAAGCCCCUAUUCUAUGACAACAGAGGUAUAAAAUCAGUGGUCUGGUGGACCAAACGUAUUCAUUGGACUUGACAGUGUCGUCAGAUAAAGGAAACAUGUACCUCAAGGAAAAUUUCAGGGAAAAUCCCCUUUAGAGAAAAGAAAAUCAGCAAAGGAAAAGCUACAAGGAAAAAGCUCGUAUAGAAUGAAAGGGGAAGAUAUGGAGGAGGUGAUGAUGAUGAUCAGCAGCCCAGGUAAUCCCAGAAAUGAGACUCAGGCUAUUCCUCAGGAGCCCAUCACCACUACCACUUGCCCUAGCUGGAAACUUUACGACAAUCCUUUUUAUUAUUCUGAUCACCAUCAACAACAACAGUGCCAAAGUAGAAAGCAUCUUCAUCAAGUAAACCUCCCCCACUCAGCUCGAAAGAUCGCAGCCUCUUUCUGGGAUCUCACCUUCUUCAAACCAGUUAUGGAUUCUGAAUUGGAUAUUGGUCGAGCCCAGAUCAUUGAAUUGAAAGCUGAGCUCGAGUACGAACGUAAAGCACGUAAAAAGGCUGAGUCCCUCAACAAGCAAUUGGCUAAAGAACUUGCUGAGGAAAGAAGGGGAAGAGGAGCAUUGGAGAGAGUAUGUGAAGAGCUUGCAAGAGAAAUUUCAUUGUAUAAAGCAGAGAUUGAUCGAAUGAAGAGGGAAUUUGAGGAUGACAGAAAGAUGCUGAGAAUGGCUGAAGUUUUAAGGGAAGAGAGAGUUCAAAUGAAGCUGGCCGAGGCCAAGAUUCUCUUCGAGGAGAAGUUAUUAGAAUUGGAGGAAACUAAACGCACAAAACUUGAUACUUCAGUUUCCAGAAUUGAAAAGAAGAACAAAGAAGGUAAACUACCAGCAUUCACUGCCAAUCUUUCAGGGAAGUUUUCAAGGUUAGUUUUCAGUGAGAAAUCUUGUGAUUCAAGAGACUCAACAAGAUUUGUAUUGAGUGAAAAGGCAUCAUCCUGUUACGAUAAUAUAAACAGUACUGUCUCUUCAUCCAUGGCAAUUCAACGAAAAGCAUCUCCAGAACCUGAGAAUCCUCACAUAAAGCGAGGGAUCAAAGGGUCUGUCGAAUUUCCAAGAGUGGUUCGAGCCAUUGGAUCCAAGAGUAGGCAUUGGGGUACAAAGCUGGAGUGCCAAAAGGCUCAGUUAAGGAUUCUACUUAAGCAGAAGAGCCCCAUCCGAUCAAAUAGUCUUAUUAUGAGUUGAAGAUAUCACUUCCCUUGAUCAAACCUUCCACAUCUCCAAGUAAUUUAACUUUUGUUUUUCGGCUUAAAUUUUGUUUCGUUCUUAUUUCUUGUUGAAUUGUUUCUGCUAAUGGGUUGGUGCCCCAUACCCCAAAUAUCCUGUUCUUGAAAGAUUAUAAGAAUAGAGUAGAUAUAUGCUUUGGGUUUGUAAUUUGCUGUAUAUGAGGUUGUGUUCAUUAAUAUUAUA